GAAAGUGUAUCACCGAGAAGCUCACAGGCCAUUUUUUUUAAAAAAACUACUCCGAUUUUUCUGUUUGUGUGUGAACGUUUUAGUUUUUUCUUCAUGUGUACGUGUAUUUUAUCUCAACAUGGCUGAGAAGUUUGACAAUCUUGAAGAGCAUCUGGAGAAAUUUAUCGAGAAUAUACGACAGCUGGGAAUCAUCGUUAGCGAUUUUCAACCGAGCAGCCAAACAGGACUCAAUCAGAAACUAAAUCUGAUGAUCACAGGACUGCAAGAUAUUGAGAAGUGCCGGCAACAGCUUAAUGACAUCCACGUACCUUUGGAGGCAUUUGAAUACAUCGAUCAGGGCCGCAAUCCUCAGCUUUACACAAAAGAGUGUUUGGAGCGAGCCUUGGCUAAAAACGAACAGGUGAAAGGGAAGAUCGACACCAUGACGAAGUUUAAAAGUCUCCUCAUCUCUGAGCUGGGGAAGGUUUUUCCCGAAGAAAUGGCCAAAUAUAAGGCGAUUCACGGAGACGACCCUCCUUCAUAGCCACCGUAAAAGCAGUGAAGCCAGUUUGUACAUAUGUCCAUACUCACACAUUUUCUACAGUUCAGAGCAUCGGUCAUGCUUUACAUUUCUACAGCUUUUCCAACGUUUAUAUUUGCAGUUGUAUUUCUCCGAGAUAUUGCGUCGGUGUAACGGAACAAUUUGAAUUGAUUUUUUGUGCGUGUGUAACGGAUUGUAAUUUACUUUUUCCUUUAUUUUAUUAAAUAAAUAAUUAUUAUAAUAUACUAUAAAGCUGUGUUUAUUAUUUCUCAACAAUUCAAAAAGCUGUUUAGAGACCCGAGAUCAAAAAUCCCACGCAUAAGGAAAUGUAUUUAGUCAAAUUUGCCUGCAACGCUGCUUGAAACCAUAUCUCAGUAAAUUGCUAACUCCCUUAAAGUGCACCUAUUAUGGGUUUUCUAAUAUGACCUUUCAUGUAAUGUGUGAUAUAUGUAGCUGUUUGUGAAUGUAAAAAUGUCUGCGAAGUUUCCAAAAUCAAAGUGCACGACAAACGGAGUUAUCGACUCCCAAAAUAAGGAAGUGAUUCUGAACAGCUGAAACGACUCAGUGAUUCCGGACCUUACUUCCUGUACUAACCUACGUAGGUUUGUAACAAAAAGCCCCUCCUCUGGUCUUCAUCGGCUGCUCGCUGACAGACGGAGCUGAAAUUCCUUACGGUAGUGGGUGUUUCCUUUUCCGAUAGCGGUAGACCAAUCACAACAGACUGCGACAUCUGACCAAUCAGAGCAGAGUAUGCUCUCUGAAAGGAGUUUAGAACGAAUCAUUUAGAACGAAUCAUUUAACGAGUCGUUUGUGACACUGCGGGAUAAAGAUAAUGCUGCAGUUUAAAUUAUGAGCAGGAUAAAGUGUUUUUUUUUUGAGCUUGGAUGCAUGUAAAUCUAUUCUAUGAGAUCUUUAAAACAAAAUUAGGCACGUUUCAAAUCCAUAAUAGGUGCGCUUUAAAUCCUUGGGCCAUGCAUUCAGUGGCAGUGGUGCUUAGUUAUUAUUCUGGACUGAAGAGCUCCUCUCUUACGCACGGACGACACGGUGUGAUGACGCAGGCAAGCUGAUUAUCAAAGGAGGAUUUCUAUCGAGUGUCCUUCACUAACAUUUCUCUCAUUCACACACAGUGCGGAGUUGCAAAGCAGAGAUGUUCAACUGCUCAAUUUGUCUUUUUUUCUUUCUUUCUUCUUCUUGUGUUGAAUUAGUGCGUCAUUUUGUUAGAAGACGGUGGGCAAACUCGCAAAAGAUUUGAUACCAGUUGUAUAUACACAGUAUUUCCUGCUGCGAGGCAAAUCACAGGUUUAUAUUAAUGCCCCGUCGUGUUUUAUUUCUUACUUAACCAACCUGCUUACACCUGUACACUGAGGCAGUAUUUACUUCUUUGAAGUUUAUGUAUGUGAAGAGGAGCUUGAUUUACUCAGUGGAUCUACACGAGAUGAUUUCUCCCUGCCCAAUGUCAUUUCCCAGAGUAAAAAAAA
Molecule: messenger RNA, 1998 nt
Organism: Ictalurus furcatus (blue catfish)
Lineage: Eukaryota; Metazoa; Chordata; Actinopteri; Siluriformes; Ictaluridae
Gene: med10
Product: mediator complex subunit 10
Exons: 4
Coding region: 119-523 (134 amino acids)
Biological process (GO): positive regulation of transcription by RNA polymerase II
Cellular component (GO): mediator complex; chromatin
Molecular function (GO): transcription coregulator activity
Source: RefSeq, a predicted model, not a curated record